Molecule: messenger RNA, 4359 nt
Organism: Aspergillus alliaceus
Lineage: Eukaryota; Fungi; Ascomycota; Eurotiomycetes; Eurotiales; Aspergillaceae
Product: putative chromatin remodeling complex subunit (Chd3)
Exons: 3
Coding region: 1-4359 (1452 amino acids)
Biological process (GO): chromatin remodeling; negative regulation of transcription by RNA polymerase II
Cellular component (GO): chromatin; nucleus
Molecular function (GO): ATP binding; ATP-dependent chromatin remodeler activity; ATP hydrolysis activity
Source: RefSeq, a predicted model, not a curated record
AUGGAUGAAGAAAUAGCAACUCAAUUGAAUGAGGAUCUUGCCUCAGAUAUCCUAGCGCAAUUCCACCGCAAGCCUCAUAAACAAAUUCCUGAAGGCUCACCAGAACCGUCCAAAUCUCAGCUGGCGAUAGAGAUUCCCACUAUCUCUAAUAUUGAUGAAUAUGAAUUUCUCCCUGGACAUUUUCAAGUUCGCUGCAUCAUUAGUAAGGCAACAGAUACAACCAAUAAACCUUCCUAUUUAGUUAGACUGCGAAGUGGAGAAACGGAAAUGAUGUCAUCUGCGAAGCUCAAGAGCCUUAGUAACGGACCUGAAGCCCUCACACAUUUUCAGAAUACAGGACAAGCCUACGAAAGCUCAUCGCAAUCCCCGUCCGAAAUGGAGACCUUGUUCAGCGAGAAAAAGGGAAAUGCAUUGUCUGACUCGGGGAGACGGCGACGCUCUACUCGUGCUAGGAAUACUCAAUUCACGGGGUUCUUUAGCCGUAUGAGCAGUGAGGGUGAUGAACCUCGUUCUGAAUCUCCAUCGAGUGAUGAUGUUAUUCUCUCAUCUGUGGCAACUACUAAGAAGAAACGCCUUAGCAGACGCAGACAAAACGAGACACGCUUGAAAGGCUCCGAUAUGGAAAGCAACUACACUCUAGGGUCCAGGGGCUCGCGAUUUUCAACCCGACAACGGAAGACAAUUCGGAAAAGUCUUAGGGAGAGAUACGAAGAGGACAUUUCUGAGUUUGAAGGUGUCGCUAAGACGCAAAAGUUCUUUGGAGCAAAGGAAAUCUUUCACAAGGUACCAUUCGAUGACCCAUUUCGGAAGCUUCAUAACGUAAAUUGCGAUGUUUGCUACCGCAGUGGAGAUGAUCCUGCAAAAGGCCCUCUUGUCUUCUGCCAGGGAUGUACGAGUGUUUAUCAUCAAGCUUGCCUGGGUCCUCGAGCGACACGCGAACAUCUUGUAACUAAGGUUUCGGAUGACAUCUUUGUUCUUCAAUGCCGUCGCUGUCUGGGUGUCGCGCAUGCUAAAGACCCUGUUUGCCCACACCAAGGCAGUUGUACUGUAUGUAAUCGCAAAGGGCAGAUGUCAAACCCGCUAAGGGAACGCUUAACUCCAAAGCAGGAGCAACAACUUCGACAGGAAAAUGGUGGUAAAGAUCCUAUCACCAGUGUGGAUAUGGCUCGCAUAAAUAAUAUCGCCAACCUACUCUAUCGCUGUACUGCAUGCCAUAGGGCUUUUCAUUCCGAGCAUGUCUCCCCAGACUACGAAGCGACAGGCCAUUGUCAAGAUUGUUCUUCGGCCCCUGGAGAGAUCGGUGCAAUGGUCGCCUGGCGGCCAAAAGACCUCAAGACAUAUGUCACUAGGCACAGCGCCGAUAUCAUGGAGGAAGUCGAUAAAGAAUACCUGAUAAAAUGGAAGACAAUGUCUUAUAAUCAUACCACUUGGAUGCCUGGCAGUUGGGUGUGGGGAGUUGUGAACCCAUCUAUGCGACGGGCUUUUUUCAAAACGAACAAAAAUUUAAACCCUCAUAUGACCACGGAGGAGGCGAUACCAGAGGAGUUCCUUCGAACUGAUAUUAUUUUCGACGUUCAGUACGCAGACGAUGGUAAUGAUGAUAGCUCGGAUGGGCGGAAUAUCGAAACAGAUAUGUCACGGGUGGAUAAGGUGUCGAAAGCCUACAUAAAGUUUAAGGGUCUUACAUAUGAAGACGCAGUAUGGGAUUCGCCCCCUGAACCUAAUAAUGCCGAGAGGUGGGCCGAUUUUAAAGCUGCGUACGAGGACUGGGUAAAGCGCGACUACACUCAUAUGCCAGACCAAAAGUCUCUCAGAAAGCACCUUGAGCAAGUCAGGAAACAAAACUUCAAGACAAGCAUAGUCAAAGACACACAACCUGAGUCAAUGACAGGGGGUGAGUUAAUGGAUUAUCAGAAGGAUGGAUUGAGUUGGCUCUAUUACAUGUGGUUCAAACAGCAGAAUGCUAUCCUUGCUGAUGAAAUGGGCCUUGGGAAGACCAUUCAAGUGAUUGGCCUGUUUGCGACUUUGAUACAAUACCACAAAUGCUGGCCAUUCCUUGUUGUAGUACCAAACUCGACAUGUCCGAAUUGGCGAAAGGAAAUCAAAGCAUGGGUUCCAUCUAUCCGGGUUGUCACAUACUAUGGAUCCUCAUUCGCGCGUCAACUGGCACAAAAACAUGAGAUGUUCACUGAAGGGAGCAAUGACCUCAGGUGCCAUGUUGUUGUGACUUCCUAUGAAACCAUGGUCGACGAUGCUUCUCGAAGGGUCCUUGCUAAAAUACCCUGGGCUGGCUUGGUCGUUGAUGAAGGGCAGCGUUUGAAGAAUGACAAAAGCCAGUUAUAUGAAUCACUCUCGCGAAUUCAAUUCCCUUUCAAACUUCUAUUGACAGGUACACCUCUGCAAAACAAUACUAGGGAGCUAUUCAACCUUCUCCAAUUUUGCGACCCAACGAAGAACGCGGAAGCUAUGGAGAACGAAUAUGGAAUUCUAUCAAAAGAAAAUAUCCCUGAACUACACAACGUGAUUCGGCCUUUUUUCCUACGCCGUACAAAGGCCCAGGUGCUCACUUUUCUUCCUCCAAUUGUCCAGAUCAUUGUUCCGGUCUCCAUGUCUCUGGUCCAAAAAAAGUUAUACAAGUCCAUCCUGGCGAAGAACCCACAAUUGAUCAAGGCCAUCUUCCAGCGACCCGAGGACAACUACGGUCUUAAACAAGCCGAACGGCAGAACCUGAACAAUAUUCUGAUGCAGCUACGGAAAUGUCUAUGCCACCCAUUCAUUUAUAGUAGGGCUAUUGAAGAGCGGACAGCCAAUGCUGCAGCAUCACACAGACAUUUGGUUGAGGCGGCUGGUAAACUCCAGCUCUUGGACAUAAUGCUGCCAAAGCUCAAGGAGCGCGGCCAUAGGGUCUUGAUCUUUAGUCAAUUCCUUGACAAUUUGGAUAUUGUUGAGGAUUUUCUUGAUGGACUGGGACUUUUGCAUCGCCGCCUCGAUGGGAGAAUGACAUCUUUGGAAAAGCAGAAAAUGAUUGAUCAAUACAACGCCCAGGACUCGCCAUACUUCGCCUUCCUGCUUUCUACCAGAUCAGGUGGUGUUGGCAUUAAUCUCGCCACUGCAGAUACCGUCAUUAUUAUGGACCCGGAUUUCAACCCUCACCAAGACAUGCAAGCAUUGUCUCGUGCUCAUCGGAUAGGACAGAAGAAUAAGGUGCUUGUGUUUCAACUAAUGACUCGGGGCAGCGCUGAAGAGAAAAUCAUGCAGAUUGGUAAGAAGAAGAUGGUGCUAGAUCAUGUACUAAUUGACCGAAUGGUCGCGGAAGAAGACGACGGAAAGGACCUGGAAUCUAUUCUCCGACAUGGAGCUCAAGCGUUGUUUCAGGAUGACGACUCUGGGGACAUUAGAUAUGAUUCCGCAUCUGUCGAUAAGCUUCUUGACCGGAGUCAAGCAGAGCAGGCGUCGCCUUCCGACGAGAAUGCCCCCGAAACCCAGUUUAGUUUCGCUCGAGUCUGGGCAAAUGAUAACCAAAACUUAGGUGAACUACAAGACACAGAGGACACUAUAUCAGACAACGGUGCUGUUUGGGAGAAGAUUCUCAGGGAACGCGAAGAAGCGGCUGCUGAAGAAGCCAGAAAAGCCGAAAACCUUGGUCGGGGAAAGAGAAAACGGAUGACAGUUGACUAUUCAAAUGCUGUCACUGCGGAACUAUCGCCCACGAAAUCAGUUCGUCAGCGAGACGCCGAAAGCGAUGCCGAGUUUAGGGGAGAUGAAGCCGUGGAAUCUGAGUCUGAUAGUUCUCCCGAGCUUGGCCCUGACGAGAUCGAACGGACUCCGAAGAAAAAGAAAGGUAUACGCCCCUUCGAACGUGUCAAUCCCAUAACCGACACCGACAUCGCGUUGAGCACGGGAGGCAUGGAUGGCCACAUGGAGAGCCGUCCGUCGUGUUUAGCUUGCAACCAGAAUCACCCGAUCGGCUCCUGUCGUUUGAAACUAGCCGGCGUGGAGCAUUGCGGUCUGUGCGGACUUGCGCAUUUCGGAUUCUCCCGCACCUGUCCACAUUUACAAUCGGACACCCAAGUCGCCAGGAUGCUGGACGCUCUGAAGCGAAGUACUGAGGAUCCUGGUCUCGUCCUUCAAGCGAAAAAAUAUUUGACCGGCAUUCGUGGCGACCUUGCACAGCGUAAGAGGAGGCAGGCCAAUAAGGCUACAGGGAGUCUCACGGCAACUCAUGGUACACCUAGUGCGACUCCCACCGCUUCUACCACCAUUGCCACAUCAUCCUUGGUAGUCGACUUGACAAAUGGGAACGCACAGCCCUCUGAAGUGGGAACGAACUUCGACAACCUCUACAGUCAGAGGUUGUGA